Messenger RNA from Staurois parvus, 450 nucleotides. The record is from the annotation of a GenBank genome assembly. NCBI's taxonomy places the organism in Eukaryota, Metazoa, Chordata, Amphibia, Anura, Ranidae.
CUGUCUCCUGACCCACACGCAGCCGAGGGGGCUAGUACCUCGUCGUCAUCUGCCAGGCCCGUAAUCUGCCCAUGGGCCCCCGUACCGCCUCCUCAUGCUGCUGCCAGGUCCGUAAUCUGUCAUGGGCCCCCUGUACCGCCUCCUCAUGCUGCUGCCAGGUCCAGAGUGUCUCAUGGGUCCCCAUACGGCCUCCCAUUGCUGCUGUCUCCAUCGCCACACUCUGCCAUGUGCCACUUUCAGGGUCUCCUCACACUGCUGGUGGGUUCCAUUUUGUCAUAGGGUGCUGGCAGAUUACGGGCCUCCCAUUGGCCCGUAAUGCUGCCCUGUACCGUCCUCACUGCUGCCAGGCCCGUAAUCUGUCAUGAGGGCUUAGCUGUCCCUGUACCCGCCUCCUCAUCAUGCUGGCUGCCAGGCCCAGUAAUCUGUCAUGGGUCCCUGUACGGCUCCCAU